AUGGUGGCGGUGGUGUCUGGCACGGCGGAGGAGGGUGGCGCGGUGGCGGUGGCUCCUGUUCGGGGGCAGGGAGGGAAAGGUAGGGGUAAUGGGGGGAGGGGGAAAAGGGGAAGGAAGGGGGCGUGGGUGGCGCUGGGCGGUGACGGCGGCGCGGUGGUGGUGAUCGCGGAGGAGGGCAGGGGCGGUGGAGGGAGGAAGAAGAAGGAAGAACAAGAAAGAGGGGGGAAGGAAGGAGGUGGGAUGCGGCGGUGUCUGGGUGGUCGGUGGGGUGGCGGUCGUUCGAUACCAACUGAAGGAUUCUCAAAAAGGGGACAGAGUGAGAUUGAUAUACCAGCAGUUGGAGACAAAUCCACAAACUGA
Messenger RNA from Arachis ipaensis, 360 nucleotides. The record is from RefSeq and is a predicted model, not a curated record. NCBI's taxonomy places the organism in Eukaryota, Viridiplantae, Streptophyta, Magnoliopsida, Fabales, Fabaceae.